Molecule: messenger RNA, 570 nt
Organism: Prunus armeniaca (apricot)
Lineage: Eukaryota; Viridiplantae; Streptophyta; Magnoliopsida; Rosales; Rosaceae
Source: the annotation of a GenBank genome assembly
AUGGCUCAUCACGUGUCCUCUUCCGAUCACGACCCGAACUCCGAUGCGUCCAAGGCCCGCCUCUACAACCCGUACCAAGACCUCCAGGUCCCGAUGCGAAACCUCUACCAGCUCCCAACGUCCCCGGAGUUCCUCUUCGUCGAAGAGGCUCGCCGUCAGCGUCGCUCCUGGGGAGAAAACCUAACCUUCUACACCGGCUGCUCCUAUCUGGCGGGCGCAAUCGGUGGCGGCGCCACCGGUCUCGUCUCCGGUGUCCGCUCCUUCGAGGCCGGCGACACCACCAAGCUCAGGAUCAACAGGGUACUCAACUCCUCGGGCCACACGGGUCGGGUCUGGGGAAACCGGCUGGGCGUGAUCGGGUUGAUCUAUGCGGGUGUGGAGAGUGGGAUUCAGGCGGUGAGAGAUACGGACGAUGUUUUGAAUAGCGUCGCGGCCGGACUCACCACCGGCGCGGUGUACCGAGCUGCGAGGGGCGUGAGGUCGGCCGCGGUGGCCGGAGCCGUCGGAGGAGUCUUGGUCGGUGUGGCUGUCACAGGGAAGCAGGCGCUCAAGCGAUACGUGCCGAUAUGA